GUGGAUGAGAGAUAGCGUGCAAACUUUUUGUUGGUAGGAAUUUUGGUGGAAUAGGUGUGGCCACCCAAGUCAUCUGCUUUGUAUGAUUCUGCAUCAUCUUCCUUCCUUUUCCUUGCCAACCACUGGAUAUAUAUAUCGAUGCAUAUCUUGAGCACAUUAGCAAUAUGAACUUUCUUGAGAAUUUUUGUAUUAUCUGCAUGCCACCCUGUAGUCCUAAGCAUGGCGUGUGGAGAUAUUUUUCUGGGUAUAGAUUGUAUUCCUGGGAAAUGCACUUUUGAAUGGCAUAGAAAUGGAUAUAUGAACUGCUCAUUCAAGUAUUACAGUGAAUGUUAUAAACAUGAUAUCAGGUGAUGCUGAUUUUCCUAUCUUGUUUCAGCAAAGGAGGGUUGGAUAUCCAACCAAAGUAUAUGUGCUUUUAGAAAUGUUAAUCUGCGAACCCACAUGGAUAUCAACUUCUCAUGGAGUGCAGGAGUCUUGAGUAUGCAUUCUGUGACACUUUGUUUAUGGGAAUUGUAACAGACAAGAGACCAAGAGAAGACAAGAUUAGAUGGAAUGUGAUGGAGGCAAUGAAAGUGCUAGUGAUGCAAAUCAGUGCAGGGAAGAAGAAUAUCCAUCUGAUUUAGAAGAGAAUAAAUCAGAAUGGGACUUGAAGGUGUGCACAGUAGUUGGGCCUUCAGGUACAUCAGACUCCAUUGGAGCCCUUGCAUUUGAUGCAAAGGAGUAUAAGUGGCUGGCCACUGGAGGAUUGGCCAGAAAAAUCAGGCUAUACAACUUUAACAAUCUGGUAGACUUACAACAAAGCUGUAGCCAUGAAGAUAAAGAAGAGGAUUUAAUGGAUAUUGAUGGAAAUUCUGUGGAGCAGAGAAACAGAUUCUGUGGUAAUGAUGUCUUGUAUGUUGAACAUAGCUCAUCUAUAGAAACUGCUGUUAUCUGCACUUCUGCAAAGCUGAGCAGCCUGAAGUGGGAUCCUGCCAGUGGAGAUCUGGUUAUAUGCAGUGGAGACUAUGAUGGAGUUGUUACAGAGUGGGAUGUUGAGAGAGGAAUUGCUGUGUCUGAGAGGGAUGAACAUGGUGGCAGAAGGGUGUGGAGUGUUGAUUAUUCUCAGUGGAAUACAAGUCUCUGUGCAUCAGCUUCUGAUGAUGGCACAGUCCAAAUGUGGGACAGAAAGACCAAUCAGACACUCAUGGAUAUAGCAAUUCCAUCCAAGAGGCCAGUUUGCUGUGCAGAGUUCAGUGCUUACAAUGCUAAUCUCAUGGCCUUUGCCUGCUCCGAUCACAAAGUCUAUGUUUAUGAUACAAGGAAAUUAACUUCUUCUUCUUCUGCUGCUGCUGAUUCUGCUUUGUUUGUUUUGAAUGACCAUAGCAGACCUGUAAGUUCUGUUAAAUUUUUUGGAGAAGGCACGGUUGUUUCUGCCUCUACUGAUGGCUCUCUCAAGCUCUGGGACAUUUCCAGGUCAAUACAAGAAGGUAUGUUGCCUGUGAGGACAUAUAGGGGACAUUCUAACAUGAGAAAAUUUGUAGGCCUUUCUGUAUGGCAGGAAGGAGGGCUAUUGGCUUGUGGAUCUGAAAGCAAUGAGGUCUAUGCUUAUGACUGCAGGUGGGAAAGUCCUAUCUGGCUAAAUAAGUUUGAUGGCACUGGUUUUACUAAUAGUACUGUGAGGUCAUUGGCUGAGGAUGGUGUCAAAGAUUUCAGGACAAGGGCAGAUUUGCGCUUUGUGAGUGGGGUUUGUUGGAGGCAGAAGCCAUCUAAUUGUGCUCUUGUUGCUGCAAAUUCUGAUGGCAUGUUGCAGGUUAUCAUUGGACAGAGAACAUCCAGUGAAGGGUGAUUUGUGUAGGAAUAAAUGCAUGAAUAAUGACACAAUUAAAUUGUCAAGCAGUUGGCUGCAGGAGUUUCCAAUCUUUUAUGUUGGGUUUCAAAAUAAAAUGUAACAAUCUGAGAGAGAAGGAAAGGAAAGAAAAAAGAAUGAUUAUACUUAAAAUAGUUCAUUAUUCUUUUUUCAUAAUAAACUAGAAUAUAUCUCAUUCAAAAAGAUGAUAGAAAAAUGACAGAAGUUCUGAUUAUGGAUCACUAUGUAUGAUCCGAAAUGUCAAUCAAAUAAACAAACACAAUUUAAUCCAAAA
Messenger RNA from Cryptomeria japonica (Japanese cedar), 2120 nucleotides. Its product is annotated as WD repeat-containing protein RUP2. The transcript has a single exon. Gene Ontology annotation, biological process: response to UV-B. Lineage: Eukaryota; Viridiplantae; Streptophyta; Pinopsida; Cupressales; Cupressaceae. The record is from RefSeq and is a predicted model, not a curated record. The coding region runs from base 548 to 1825 and encodes 425 amino acids. Gene Ontology annotation, molecular function: protein binding.